Molecule: messenger RNA, 1849 nt
Organism: Drosophila guanche
Lineage: Eukaryota; Metazoa; Arthropoda; Insecta; Diptera; Drosophilidae
Gene: CysRS-m
Product: cysteine--tRNA ligase, mitochondrial
Exons: 2
Coding region: 96-1793 (565 amino acids)
Biological process (GO): cysteinyl-tRNA aminoacylation
Cellular component (GO): cytoplasm
Molecular function (GO): ATP binding; cysteine-tRNA ligase activity
Source: RefSeq, a predicted model, not a curated record
CCGGCAACCUCGCCCGGCGAGUCAAUUGUUGAUUGUUGUUGUUGUACAUAGUUUUAGGUUUUUAAAAUUCGUAGAAAAUAGUUGAGAAAAAGGACAUGUUGAGCCAUUUCAGCAGCGAGAUGAUCCUCAGACCCUGGUACUGGCGGACCUUGAGAACGAAGACAAUCCGCCGCAACUUUAGCGAUAGUGCCACAGAGUCACCGCCGUAUCAUUGGCAGAAGCCCGUGGGCCAGCAUACGGGCAUAACUGUCUACAACAAUGGGAUGCGCCGGAAAGUUUCCCUUGUGGUGCGUAACCCGAACAUGGUCACCUGGUACACAUGCGGGCCCACAGUGUACGAUUCGGCGCAUCUGGGCCAUGCCAGCACCUAUGUGAAGGUGGACAUCAUUCAGCGAAUCCUGCGGGACUACUUCAAGUUCAAUCUGGUUACCGCCAUGAAUAUCACAGACGUGGAUGACAAGAUCAUCCGAAAGGCGCGCGAGUCUGGCUGUGAUUGGCUGGGCAUGGCUCGCAGCUAUGAGGCAGAGUUCAGGAAGGAUAUGCUGCGACUCAACGUGAAGCCACCGGACAUACGCACCCAUGUGUCAAGCAACAUGCCCGCGAUCGUACAGUUCAUUGAGGAACUCAUCGGUAAAUCGCAGGCCUACGUGACGGAGGACAAUUCCGUGUACUUUGACGUGUCCACCUACCCGCACUACGGCAAGCUGCAGCGGCUGGGCGGCUUGAGCAGCGAGGAAAAGUCGAAUCUCUUCAAGCAGAACAGUGCGGACUUUGCUCUGUGGAAGGCCAAGAAGGAGGCUGACGAGCCGAGUUGGGCGGCUCCUUGGGGCGGAGAGGGUCGCCCCGGCUGGCACAUCGAAUGUAGUGCCAUUGCCGGCUUGUUUUUCGGCAGCCAACUGGAUUUCCAUGCUGGCGGCCUAGACCUUAGGUUCCCCCACCACGAGAACGAGGAGGCGCAAUGCUGUGUCCGCUACCAGACCGACCAGUGGGUCAACUAUUGGAUGCACACGGGCCAGCUGAACAUAGCGGGGGACGAGAAUAAAAUGUCCAAGUCCCUGGGCAACGCCAUAUCCAUUUCCGAGAUGCUGCUCACGUACACCGCCGACGAGUUUCGAAUGGCCUGCCUGUUGUCCAACUACCGCAACCCCAUGCCCUACAGCGAGCAGUUGAUGCUGACUGCCCGCCAGACGCUGCAGCGCUUCAAGAACUUUCAGGCAGAUCUCAGCGCGUACACACAGUUCCUCAAGCCGAUUCGGAAACUGGAUGAGGGAGCACUCAAGGCGCAGAUAGCACACAUGGCGACCGAGUUCGACAACAGCCUACGCGAUGACUUCGAUACGGCGCGUGGCAUCAGCGUGCUGAUCGAUCAGAUGACCAGCAUCAGUCGCUGCAUAAAUGAGCAGCAGGCGGAUGCAGUGGAGGAGCCGGCCUAUUGCCUUGAUCUCCUGACUGCAGCCGGCAACUUUAUUAACCGAGCCAUGCUCACCUUUGGCAUUUCCAAACUGGCAGAGACCGAGCAGAGAAUUGCACUGAAGACACCUCUCCCUGCUGUGGGUGGUGGUGGCUUGGACCCCGCUCUUUUGAUAGCGGACGUCCUGUCCAUGCGCGGCAAACUGCGGCGAGAGGCGAUAUCCGGGCAUCAGAAGAACACUCAACUCUUGGCCGCAUGCGAUGAGCUGCGCAGUUUGCUGGAACAGCAUGGCAUCCAGAUACGCGACCACAAGCAGGGCAGCUCUUGGGUGUACGCCACUCCCGCUGCCAUCGCCAGUGAGAACAGCAGCAGCAGCAAAUAGUGAAAUUAAAUGGCUGUGUCUAUGUCGUGGUUAUUAUUACAUAAAUUCAGAUCUAA